Fusarium falciforme is the source of this 975-nucleotide messenger RNA. RefSeq lists its product as hypothetical. The record is from RefSeq and is a predicted model, not a curated record. The coding region runs from base 1 to 975 and encodes 324 amino acids. NCBI's taxonomy places the organism in Eukaryota, Fungi, Ascomycota, Sordariomycetes, Hypocreales, Nectriaceae. The transcript is spliced from 5 exons.
AUGGUCAGCGAACAGGUUGCAGGGCGAAAGAGCCUCGCCAGCACGGUCGAAGAAGUCACAAUCACCUACAACAUGAUCGUCGCCCUGGCGCUCGAUCGCGGCCACACAGAUGGAUGGCCCCGGAUGUCGCAGCUGAGAGCCUACCGGCAAGAGUUCCUCGACUGGGUCGAAGCUUCGGGUGCUGCCCUGGAGUCCUCGCUCCCCGGUUCGCUGUCGUACCAGUAUUACGAUCGCCCGGAUAUAUACAGCAAGUUCACGGAAGGUGCUACGGAUCUAUGCGAGAUACUCAAGCGAAUUGUAGAACUCUACAGAGCAGGCGUUGGGAACCCGGAUAGACUCAAGGAAACGCUGGCCUUGAUGGACCAGUGUUCCAAGACUGUGACGACUCUCCGCGAGCUGACGGAGCGCGGCAAAUCACCACCUUGGGAGGCGGGCUUUCCCAGAAUCUCUUCACAAGAGCCUAGCAAGCAAGAGCCUAGCGGUGCUUGGAAGCGUUGGUGGAUCGGAAUUGCGAGGCAAGACAACGAAGCGCCUGCAAAACAUCCCACAGCUGCCCUCUUUAACACGACAGUCAUGUCUACCCAGAACGCGGAACGCCUGGAAGGCAUCCCUUUCGUCGUCAGUGAAAUCAGAAAGUCAUUCUCCAAGAUGGUCCUCAAGACGGGUGGGAUAGACUCAGAAGUCAAGAACUCGAUCAUCGACCAAGAAUUGCGGUUCAUCGCAUGGAUGGCCGCCAACGAUGCCCACCGCGAUGCUGACUCCUCCCCCAGGUCUCUGGAGCACUGGCGCAGAUCCCCUCCCCAGUCGUACGGCGUGCUGUCCUAUUCACUUCUGAACGUCAACAGACUUCUUGAGUGCAUCGAUCGACUUCUCGAAGAGCGUCUUGGCCCGGAUCAGAAGGCUGUGUUGGAUUUGUUUGCGAAACAGCUCAAGGACGCUUUGAAGACUCUCGAGGAUGUUACUUCUGAACGCUGA